Coffea arabica (coffee) is the source of this 723-nucleotide messenger RNA. The record is from RefSeq and is a predicted model, not a curated record. Lineage: Eukaryota; Viridiplantae; Streptophyta; Magnoliopsida; Gentianales; Rubiaceae.
AUGGAACACAUAGAAGAGGUAAUGAGGAAAUUCACCUUAUCUGAGAGCGAGAGGGAGGGCGUUUGUUUGGGAAAAGAGGAAUUGGAAAAGGGAAUUAAGGAGUGUAGAUUGAGUUUAAUAGGGAGAGUUUGGGGGAAAGAGCAGCUAACAUUACUGUUUGUAUUUGAAUCUAGAAAGGAUAUUGAACUGGUGCUUAGCAAAAGACCUUGGAUCUAUGAUGGCCAGCCUCUGGUAUUAUUGGAAUGGCAGGCAGAUCUGGAGGAGGCGGAGUCAGCGUUCAAUAGGACUUUACUGUGGGUUCAGAUUUGGAACUUACCUCUUCAUUGGGUUACUAAGGAGGCUAGGCGUAAAAUAGGUGAAAUAUUUGUAGGUGUUAGAGAGGUCAUUAUUCCUCAGGGAAGAGGUAAGGAAAGUAAGCAUCUCAAAAUCCUAGCUGAAAUGAAUUUUAGAGAGCCUCUGCCUAGAGGUACUGUGGUGAAAAGUAAUGUAGGGACUAGAUGGAUUGAGUUUACGUAUAAGAAGUGUCCAGAUUUUUGCUUCUGUUGUGGACGGGUAGGACAUAAUGAGAGGAUCUGUUCUAGGAAUGGGAUAAAUAUUGAUAGGAGAACCAGUAUGCCAAUUGGCUUCGAGUUAGUUUCCCUGGGAGUCCAAGGAAGAAAGGCAGGAAUGAAGGGGAGUAGGAACAUCAGGGAAAGGGGGGUUCAGGGAUCAAAUUUCAGAUGA